GGCAACGUUGAUUCUCCUGCAAGCUACUGACCAUGUUCCACGUCCAAGGCCAACGAAAUUCCGUGUUUUUAAUUUUGUUACAUUAAAACAUCAUAUACAAUAAAACAGGCAAGAGUCGAAACGGUGUUCCAGCCACUGCUCUGCUGUGUGAGCAGAGGAGAGCUGACCAACCAGAGCAGCUCAUUUCCUCGGUCUGUGCUUCCUCUGCAGCCCCUAGGUGAGCACUGAGCUGGGGUAGAAGGCGAGGCCAAAGCAAUCCGCUCUUCCUCCUGGCCUUCAUCCUCUUCUUCGCCUUCUUUCCCGUCCCUUUCACUCGAGAGCCGCUGUUUAUUCCCGACCUUCUACCUGCUGCCUGGAAAAAUGGGCGGCCUUGGCGACGAAGCGUCCAAUCAGCUGGUUGACAACCAGCAGCGGGAGGAGGGGCAGGCCCAGAACGAGGAGAACGAGCACGGGCACCGUAUCGCCCAGGAGGCGGCCGCCACCAACGCCAAGUGGGUGAAGGAGGGCCAGAACCAGCUGCGGAAGGACCAGAACCGCAACCCCGACUGCAACCCCAACCACAACAGCAUGGAGGAGCACCAUCCCGGGCGUGGGGAGAAGACCACCUCCAACAAGACCCUGAGGUUCCUCUGCUCCGACCUGGACUCCAAGAACUCGGCCAACAAGCCGCUCAUCAUCGACAACCUGGUGUCUCUGGAGGGCGAGGAGGAUGAGGAGGAAGAGGAGGAGGAAGACGAUGAGGAUACGUUGCCCCUGACGACGGUGGAGAAGGACACGGACUCGUCGUCUGAGACCCAGAGCACCGGGGAGUCCCGCAAGGAGAGCGUGGGGGGCGGCAGGAGCGCCUGCGUGCUUUUCGGGGGGAGGAACGGGGCACCCAGCGACGAGGACUCCAGCUGGACCUCGCUGUCCCAGGACAGCACGGCGAACAGCACCCCCGACGGGGAGACAGAGACCUUCUGGGACCGCAGCGCGUUCGAGACGGACACGGACCUGCCCGCCGGGUGGAUGCGGGUUCGGGACACCUCGGGCACGUACUACUGGCACAUCCCCACCGGCACCACGCAGUGGGAGCCCCCGUCACCCCUGGAAGGCGGGGGUCCCGACCGGCCCUCCAGCGCGUCCUCGGGAACCGCGUCCAGCGAGGAGCCGCAGGAGGGGGACGUGGUGUCGGACCAGAGCCUGAAGGAGUUCGAGGGGGCCACCCUGCGCUACGCGUCCAUCAACCUCAGCUGUUCCCUGUCAGAGGAUGAGGAGAAGCAAAGCUCGUUUAGCGCUGACCUGGAGGCCAAGUGCUUCGCCGUGCGCUCCCUGGGCUGGGUGGAGAUGUCCGAGGAGGAAAUGGCGCCGGGCAAGAGCAGCGUCGCCGUCAACAACUGCAUCCGCCAACUGUCCUACCACAAGCAGAACCUGCACGACUCUGCGGGGAUCUGGGGCGAGGGGAAGGACAUGCUGCUGGUUCUGGAGAACGAGACCCUGAAUCUGAUCGACCCGCUGGGCCAGACCCUGCUGCACUCCCAGCCCAUCGUCAGCAUCCGCGUGUGGGGCGUGGGGCGCGACAACGGCAGGGACUUCGCCUACGUGGCCCGGGAUAAGCUCACCCACGUGCUCAAGUGCCACGUGUUCCGCUGCGACACGCCCGCCAAAAACAUCGCCACCAGCAUGCACGACAUCUGCUCCAAGAUUAUGUCUGAGAGGAAGUCAUCCAAGUCCUGCCUGAACAGGCUGAACAUUGACCCCUCCAAACUGGUGGAUAUUCCUGUACAAGAAUUCCCUGCGCCAAAGAAUGAACUGGUGCAGCGCUUCCACGUGCGUUACUUAGGCAACAUGCGGGUGACCAAACCCGUGGGUAUGGACACGAUUAACGUUGCCCUGGAGACGGCUCUGAAUGCCAAAGAAAUGCACGAGUGGACGCAGGUCACUGUCAAUGUGGCUUCAGCCACCCUCACCAUCCUGACCACGGAGACGGAGGAGGUUCUGUCUGAGUGCCGCGUGCGUUUCCUGUCCUUCAUGGGCGUGGGGAAGGACGUCCACACCUUCGCCUUCAUCAUGGCCGAGGGCCCGGGGGACUUCAUCUGCCACAUGUUCUGGUGCGAGCCCAACGCUGCCAGUCUGUCCGAGGCAGUGCAGGCCGCCUGCAUGCUGCGGUACCAGAAGUGUCUGGACGCCCGGCCCCCCAGCACCAGCUCCUGCCUGCCCACCGCCCCGGCGGACUCCGUGGCCCGACGCGUGGGCUCCAGCGUCAAGAAGGGCGUGCAGACGCUCCUGGGCAGCUUCAAGCAGAAGAUGUCCGUGGCGGAGUCGCCCUAAGGGGGGGGAGAGGCGUUCGCCUCCCUCCCCUCUCCUCAGCCAUGACCCGCGCGUUCUCGGUCACGUCCUCCACUUUCGCCGUUUAAGAGUAAUAUUGAGAUUUUACUGUAAGACUCAGGGCCCUGCCCUGUUCUCCCCGAAGCUCGCACACACUGGUGGGCUGAUGCACGAUGCCCUCUCCUAUUUUUGUUGCAGUUAUUUAUCAAGAAGAUAUAUUUGCUUCAGAAGCAGAAGAGAUGGGGUGUGUGAUACAUAAAUGAUGGCACUGCUCUUUCCUUCCCUGUGUCUAACAGGGGAAGAAUUAUUGAUGAAGUUUAAGACCCAUCUCGUAUCACAGCCCAUCUCUUCAGAUUAAAGAAAUAUCACGGAUAAAGGUUAGACUAGAUAAUUUGUAUAUAUGAGUGUACAAAGUCAUUGUCUAAUACGUUGUAGAGAGUCUGGUCGGUUGUUAAUGAAGAAAGCUGAAAAAUAUGUCUAAAAGAUAGAGUAGAGAACUUCUGAGAAUAUCCAAAUGUCAGGCUGGUUCAGUGUGACUGGUAAAACUUAGUGUUUUUAUAUUCAUGUCUUGCCAUAUUGUCUUCUGCUGUGUAGAUAUUUCCUGUUGAAAAUCCAGACAUUCAAAAUUCCAGCAGUUAGAAUUUCAGGUUCUUCAGUAAUUCAGUCAUAUUUUCAGAAAAUGCAAAGAAUUUUAAAGCUAAGAAUGUAAAUGUAGGGGAAACACUGUUUGAGAAUGUGUCUGAAUUCCAAGCUUUUGUAAAGGAUUUCCAGGUGUUGGGUUUUGUAGCAUAAGUGUGUAUAAUUGCCUGCGUUCCUCUUGAUUACACAGGCUUAGGUCUCACUGACCAAUCCUGAAGCCUUUACUCUAUGACUCUUAUUGUGGCUUUCAAAAUUCUCCAUCCCUUUUUGCCAAAAAAAAAAAUUAAAAUCAUGCCCAACAUGACAAAUCAAUCUUUUCCUGUCUUCCAAAAAAAGAUGAUUAGCUGUAGGCCAGGCACUGACCAACCAGAGGACCUGAGAUUGCAAUCAUAGCUCUUUGGUGUGGCAGGGAAGUGAUGCAUGCUGGGAUCUGGAGGCAGCAAGAUGGCGUCCGCUACACACUCAGUAGGGCUGUACAGUGUGUGCCUUGCUGGUGGAAGGGGGUUUGCUGCAGUGAGCUUGGUGCUUCCGCCGUGGCAGAACCCGCCAGGGCAAACGGACGCCGGGGCACUUCUGCGGUUUGGGCUCAGGGCUCGGUGAAGCAAACUGCAAACGCUGCUUUUUCCAUGAAAGCCAGCGCUGGCCGGCUGCUUCCCAGGUUUUACUCAGACGGUUGGUUAACUUCGCCGGUGCGCAAUGGGCUCUUAAGCCACAGCUGAAGGGUACAGUUAAAGAGCACAGCUAUGGGGGAAACGGAGACUUAUAGCUGAACAUUUUCCUCCAUCACUGCCAACUUUCUAUUUGAAGUCUAUGUCAAUGGGGACCUCAGCGGUAGCCCUGUUCUUAGUGGUGAGCUGGGGGUGAGAGGGUGCAGUAUACUCUGUCUCCAUAAUAAGACCUGCUCACUGUAGGUUUAUUGCCCAAAAUCAUCUAUCAAUAUCUACCGUUCCCCCCCCCCCGCCCCACGUGGACUUGCGGUAUUUUCCCAGGGAGUUGCCUUUAAAAGGUACCGCCUCAUAUUUUUCAAUGUUAUUUUGUACUAUACUUUGUAAAAUAUUGAUACAUUGCACCAUCUUUAACUAUGUUUUUUGGCCUGAUAGGGCAUUGAGGAAAUUGAUGAUGAUUUGUGGCUACACAUAUUUUACAAGGCAAUAAUUAAGUAGUCUUAUUUUUUUAAAUAUAAUUUUAUACUGUAUUAGCUUGUCUUUGUUUUAAUACCCUUCUUGUAAAAACACUCAUAAUUAAUCACCAUUUGUUGUUUGAAAUUUUAUCACGGCAUCAAAACUUCAACUUGCACUGUUUAUUUUUCAACUACAAGGCAAGAUAAAAUGCUUUCAGUCAAAGGACACUGUUGUGUCGGCAUUCAAAAUUCUCUGUUAAUGUUUCAGUAGCUUGCUAUCAUGCUUUCUUCUCCUAACAGAAGAUCUGGUCCACAGAACCACAAAGCAAGUGCUACUUCACUGGAGGUUAGCAGCAUAUUUUCUGAAAGCAUAGCACAGUGGAAGCUUUUAAAAAAAAUUAGAUAAAAUAUCUAACUGUGUGGAACUGUGUGGAAUUCUGUGUGAGAUGUAUGCCAUUUAGAUGCUGUGUGAUUCUAUGUGGAUGCACCAAUUUUUAAGUCAUAAGAAGCGCAUCGCUGAGUUGUAAAGGAUGUUAGUUGGGAUAAAAUUUGUAUUGUAUGUUUGGGAAUGAACCCUUUCUGAAUAACUGAGCAUGACUAAUAUAUCCAUUUCCUUGACUAAAUGGAAAUGCUGUUCUGUAGUGAAACUCUUAGAUACUGCCCCGCCUUCAGGACAGGAGCAGGAAAGGCGAUAUUGAGGGGAGUGUGAUCUACACGACCGUUAAAGCGGUCAUGGCGUUUUAGACGCGGUUCUAUUGUGUCGUCCUUUUCAUUUCACGUGUGUGUUCUGGAGCGACUCCUGCCUUUCCUUUUGAAGUACGUGUGUGUCGCGUGUUUGACAGAAUCGCAUUCCGAAAACGUGGAAAAUAUGGGUCUUGUAUUACCCUUGCUUUUAGCUGCGUCGCUGUUGGCUGAAAUCUAUGAUCUUAGUGGUUUACAUCACUCCAGUUUGCACCUAAGUGUAUUUAUUCAUUUUUCCUCUAUGUAAAGGCAUCCUGAUUUAUUUAAGGUUUCAUGUGUGUCAACACUACAUUCUAGACUGCUAAGUAAUGAAGGGUCUGGAUUUUGAAGGAUUGUUAAAUUAUUUAAAGAUGUAAAUUCGGUGUUCUGUAUAUACAUGUAUAUUAAUAUAAAGUGUCACUGUAUAAAAAAUAAAAGCAUAAGUAUCA
This is a messenger RNA of Conger conger (European conger), 5235 nucleotides long. RefSeq names its product amyloid beta precursor protein binding family B member 1-like. Gene Ontology annotation, biological process: regulation of DNA-templated transcription. The record is from RefSeq and is a predicted model, not a curated record. Gene Ontology annotation, cellular component: nucleus; cytoplasm. The transcript has 13 exons. Bases 361 to 2310 code for a protein of 649 amino acids. NCBI's taxonomy places the organism in Eukaryota, Metazoa, Chordata, Actinopteri, Anguilliformes, Congridae. Gene Ontology annotation, molecular function: amyloid-beta binding; transcription factor binding.